AAGCCCAAAGGUGUAGAUGAAGCGAAUGAGAAAGGUGAAUACUGGCUUGAGGAAGAAGUAGAAGAAAACGUUUUUCCCUGGCAGUUUGAGAAAGCGAGCACUGGUUUUCGUGAUUUGGCGUGGGAAGAACGCUUCUUCUCAUAGAAUCGCAUAUGCAGCGAUUAAGGAGUUCUGUGUUUUCGGCGCCCAACCUUAAGAAAAAGUAUCUCAAUUCACGGGCUGCGAUUCAAGACACUUUUUUUUCCACAAAGGAUACGUUUGAGAGACAUCGCGUGGUCUUCACUGUUGGAACUUCCAUUGCUUCCGUUGCCACUGCUUGGUUCGGUUACACCUUGCGCCAUUUACAUGACACCAAAGUGGAUCAAAGGCUUCAAUCCAUUGAAAAUGCUAUGCAAAACAAUUCCAAUCUCCAUCAUACCGAAAUCAAAGACAUUGUCGCAGGUUCGGGAGGUUGUAGCAUUCCUGCUUGUAUUGCUACCGCGGGAACUUCCUUGGUUAUCGGGUAUGCCUUAGAUGGAGGGGUGGAAGCUGGUAUGCAACUAAGGAAGUUCAGAAAGGAGCAAAUGAAAAGCUAGGACAGAUUACACCUAGAAGAUGGCAAUUGGCUUGGGAAGAUAAAACCUAAAGGGUUGCAAUUCCAAUUCCUUAGAAGGAACCUUACAAACUCAAAUUAUUGAUAGUGCCAUGAAAAACAUCCGAGUCAAGUAUAAAGGAUGCAGCUACUACACAUGUUACUUGAAAAUCUAAUUAGUAUACUACUAUAAAAUGGUUUCUUUAAGCAACAAUAUUUAUUCAGAUGGCUGUAGAUACCAGAUUAGGCCAUUCAAUUAGAUAAAAAUAUUAGCAACUGGUAUAACCAAUUAUCAUCAAUUUUGCACUGAUAAUUAUUUUGGCCUGCAGCUGCUCA
This is a messenger RNA of Vigna umbellata (rice bean), 907 nucleotides long. RefSeq lists its product as uncharacterized. Lineage: Eukaryota; Viridiplantae; Streptophyta; Magnoliopsida; Fabales; Fabaceae. The record is from RefSeq and is a predicted model, not a curated record.